Molecule: messenger RNA, 4356 nt
Organism: Cheilinus undulatus (humphead wrasse)
Lineage: Eukaryota; Metazoa; Chordata; Actinopteri; Labriformes; Labridae
Gene: map2k4b
Product: mitogen-activated protein kinase kinase 4b
Exons: 13
Coding region: 93-1361 (422 amino acids)
Biological process (GO): protein phosphorylation; MAPK cascade
Molecular function (GO): ATP binding; JUN kinase kinase activity
Source: RefSeq, a predicted model, not a curated record
AGUGUCCCGUGUGGAGGCAGAGAGGGCGAAGUUUGACUCUCUGCAUUGCAGCCUGGGCGCUGCUGCUGCUGCUGCCGGAACCCAACACAACAAUGGCGACUCCCAGUCCUGACAGCAACUCCACAAGCCCCACCAACAACAGCGGCAACAUCGUCGGAUCCACGUCGCACCAUUUCCACCAGCAGACACAGAGCAGCAGCAUGCAAGAAACCAACAGCUGCUGGAGAUGUCAGAAUGAAACAGGGUUUCAGAUAAGCCUGUCUGGAGUUUCCCAAAGUAAACGUAAAGCUCUGAAGCUGAACUUCGCUAACCCUCCAGUCAAACCGGCCUCCAGACUCCCCAUCAACCCGACACCGCCAUCCUUCCAGAACCCCCACAUAGAGCGUCUGCGGACGCACAGCAUCGAGUCGUCAGGGAAGCUGAAGAUUUCUCCGGAGCAGCACUGCGACUUCACGGCUGAGGACCUGAGGGACCUUGGGGAGAUCGGUCGGGGGGCGUACGGCUCCGUCAACAAGAUGGUCCACAAACCUACGGGACAGAUCAUGGCUGUCAAGAGGAUUCGUUCCACGGUGGAUGAGAAGGAGCAGAAGCAGCUGUUGAUGGACCUUGAUGUGGUGAUGAGGAGCAGCGACUGUCCCUACAUCGUCCAGUUCUAUGGAGCGCUCUUCAGAGAGGGCGACUGUUGGAUCUGUAUGGAGCUCAUGUCUACCUCAUUAGACAAAUUCUACAAAUAUGUAUAUUGUGCAUUAGAUCACGUCAUUCCAGAGGAAAUAUUAGGAAAAAUAACUUUAGCGACGGUUAAAGCACUGAACCACUUAAAAGAAAACUUGAAAAUAAUUCACAGAGACAUCAAACCUUCCAACAUUCUCAUGGACCGACGGGGGAACAUAAAGCUGUGUGACUUCGGGAUCAGCGGUCAGCUCGUCGACUCCAUAGCAAAGACCAGAGAUGCCGGCUGCAGGCCGUACAUGGCGCCUGAGAGAAUAGACCCGAGUGCGUCCCGUCAGGGUUACGACGUCCGCUCAGAUGUUUGGAGUUUGGGAAUCACUCUGUACGAGCUGGCCACGGGACGGUUCCCCUACCCCAAGUGGAACAGCGUGUUUGAUCAGCUGACCCAGGUGGUCAAAGGUGAACCGCCGCAGCUCAGCAACUCUGAGGAGAGACAGUUCUCCCCCAAAUUCAUCAACUUUGUUAACCUAUGCCUUACAAAGGAUGAAUCUAAAAGGCCAAAGUACAGAGAGCUUCUGAAACAUCCCUUCAUUCUGAUGUACGAGGAGCGCUUUGUGGACGUGGCCUCGUACGUGUGCAGCAUCCUGGAUCAGAUCCCCGCCUCGCCCAUCUCUCCCAUGUACGUCGACUGAUGGCGCUAAGCCGGGGGGAGGGGCUUACGGGGGGGGGGGGGGUUACACGCACUAAGCUUUGUGAUGCGACGCUCGACAUGAUAGCCCUCGGUAGUUUAUUCACUCGUUCCAAAGAACUAAGGAACUCCAGAUUGCCCGGUGCAAUGAGAAAACCCUAACGAACCCUUUCCACCUCCGUCACCUCAUCAGAGUAAAAUCUCAUCAUCUUCAUCUUCACCCAGAAAAACUUGAAGACAAACGCCGUCUUAGGAAAAUGCAAAGCAUCUUUUAUGUGAGCAGAUAGAGAAACAUUUAUGGUAUAAAUAUAUUUACUUGAAGUCGUCGAUGUACACAAAAACAGAACCUACCAAAUAAAAUGUCGAACAGUGACUCACGAUCAAAAAAAAAAAAAAGCCGUCUGUUGGAUUGUAAACGUGGACUGUCUGUUAGUGGUUUCACUUCUGAAAUGUACACAUGUAUGCACUCACAGACACACCUUCACUCACCGUUAAAGACCAGUAUGCAAAGUGAGAGCUCAUGGAUUCGGUCGCGUGGCUUUAUUUCUUUAUUUUUGUUUUCUGUUUUAUUUUCAAUAUGCAAUCUGUGAGAGUUUGUCUGUUCUCACUUUAACGUUCGCUCCAGUUUGUGCUUUUUAAAGAUGUGCCGUAACAUUUGAGUCAUGGAGCUAAAGAGUCACGCUUUAUCAAAAAGUAGUUUUUAGGGGAGCAGGUGGCCUAGUGGUUAAAGGCGCACCCCAUGUACGCGGACGGCCCGGGUUUGAAUCCGGCCUGAGGCCCUUUACCGCAUGUCUCUCCCCCACUCUCUUCCCUGUUUCCGACUCUAUCCGCUGUCCUCCUCUAUCAUAAUAAGGGCACUAAAAUGCCCAAAAUAAAUCUUAAAAAAAAACAAAGUUUUUAAAAAGAUCUUUAAAUAUAAGUUAAUGGAGAUGUCUGUUGAUGUGCGCCAUGUUCCCAUGAAAUCAAAUCAGAUCUUUGAAUCAGUUCAUUUUACUCAUUCAUGAAUUCAUUCAUAUUCAGAUAUUUGAUCCUUUCUAUCAGUAUCUGUUAAAAUAUGAAUUAUCUGAAGGGAUUCUGGAUAUCUCAACUUCAUGAAAGACGUUCACAAUGCUGAGAAGAUUUUAAGAUGAUGAAGUCCACAUGUAAGUGGAAAGACUGAAUAUAUGGGAUGAUAAAAUCAAACAUUUAUAUGGAAAGACGCAUAAUUUUCAAGAUUAUAAAGGUGAAAAUUUGUGGGAAAAAAAACACAUUUUUUGUAGAUUUUGAAGUUGCAAAUGUUUGUGGAAAGACCCAGGUUUUAAUAGAUAGAAUAGUUGAAAAAUUGUGUGGAAACACCCAUAAUUUUGAGAAAAGAACUUGAAUUUUUGAGAUCAUGAAGUUAAAACUGUCAAAUCCCAGGAUUUAAAAGAAAAAAUUGAAAUUUUGAAAAUUUAAUAUUUGUUUAAAUUCAAAAUGUAUGAGGCAAAAAUUUACACCAAAGGACUCAAAAGUUUAUAGAUUUUAAAUUCCCAUUUUUUUUCAGAAAUGACCCAUAAUGUUUGAGAUGAUACAGUUUAUAUCUAUGAUCAAAUGAAGUUCAGUAGGACCAGCAGAUGGGAACAGGAGGUGUUUCCUGCAAAGAAAACACUUUCAAAAUAACAAAGUUAGUUCUGUUUCCAGCUGUGACAUCUGGUCAGAUCAGGAGACGGCACAAUCUGGAGCCACUUUUGAGUCUCGAUAGUAGUGAGCAGUUUUGGCAAGAAGUUCAAAAAUCUCUCUAAGAAACUGAUGUCUGUUUGUGACGGGAAAUCCGCCUCCUUUUAGAGAUCUGGAUCUUUCGGCUCAGCUCAGUAAUAAGAACCAGUUUGGCUUUUUAAAUGUGGAUUAUAUAAACAUAAAAAUAAGAGAAAGGAAGAUGGCUCUCAGACAGGAGCCAGCUCCGGUCAUUCAUAUAAAGAGCCAGCUCGUUCAUCGUCACUCGUUCUCUCUCUUAAUAUCAUAUUAGUGUUUCUAUCAAAAGGAUGGUUAUGUCAGAACGGGGGAGAAAAGCUGUUAAAGAGGCUUAACUAGCCUCUCAGCUCAGUCCUAGUCUCCUCUAGACUCUGGUCUCAGUCCUAGUCUCCUGUAGACUCUGGUCUCAGUCCUAGACUCCUGUAGACUCUGGUCUCAGUCCUAGACUCCUUUAGACUGGUCUCAUUUCUAGUCUCCUCUAGACUCUGGUCUCAGUCCUAGACUCCUCUAGACUGGUCUCAGUCCUAGUCUCCUCUAGACUCUGGUCUCAGUCCUAGACUCCUUUAGACUGGUCUCAUUUCUAGUCUCCUGUAGACUCUGGUCUCAGUCCUAGACUCCUCUAGACUGGUCUCAGUCCUAGUCUCCUGUAGACUCUGGUCUCAGUCCUAGUCUCCUCUAGACUUUGGUCUCAGUCCUAGUCUCCUGUAGACUCUGGUCUCAGUCCUAGACUCCUGUAGACUGUUCUCAGUCCUAGUCUCCUGUAGACUCUGGUCUCAGUCCUAGUCUCCUGUAGACUCUGGUUUCAGUCCUAGACUCCUGUAGACUGUUCUCAGUCCUAGUCUCCUGUAGACUCUGGUCUCAGUCCUAGUCUCCUGUAGACUCUGGUCUCAGUCCUAGACUCCAGUAGACUGUUCUCAGUCCUAGUCUCCUGUAGACUCUGGUCUCAGUCCUAGACUCCUCUAGACUCUGGUCUCAGUCCUAGACUCCUCUAGACUGGUCUCAUUUCUAGUCUCCUCUAGACUCUGGUCUCAGUCCUAGACUCCUCUAGACUGGUCUCAGUCCUAGUCUCCUCUAGACUCUGGUCUCAGUCCUAGUCUCCUGUAGACUCUGGUCUCAGUCCUAGUCUCCUGUAGACUCUGGUCUCAGUCCUAGACUCCUUUAGACUGGUCUCAUUUCUAGUCUCCUCUAGACUCUGGUCUCAGUCCUAGACUCCUCUAGACUGGUCUCAGUCCUAGUCUCCUCUAGACUCUGGUCUCAGUCCUAGUCUCCUGUAGACUCUGGUCUCAGUC